Molecule: messenger RNA, 558 nt
Organism: Colletotrichum spaethianum
Lineage: Eukaryota; Fungi; Ascomycota; Sordariomycetes; Glomerellales; Glomerellaceae
Product: putative vacuolar amino acid transporter YPQ3
Exons: 3
Coding region: 1-558 (185 amino acids)
Biological process (GO): proton transmembrane transport
Cellular component (GO): proton-transporting V-type ATPase, V0 domain
Molecular function (GO): proton-transporting ATPase activity, rotational mechanism
Source: RefSeq, a predicted model, not a curated record
AUGCUCUUCACAGGAUCGGGCGAGGCUUUUAACGUCGGAGAAUUUCUCGAAUCUAUCUCGCCCUACGCGUGGGCGGACACAGGCAUCGCCCUCUGCAUCGGUCUUUCUGUUGUAGGCGCGGCAUGGGCGUCAACAUCUAGGGGCAUCUUCAUCACCGGCUCCUCCAUUCUCGGCGCGGGCGUUAAGGCGCCGCGGGUACGAACCAAGAACUUGAUCUCCAUUAUCUUCUGCGAAGUCGUCGCCAUUUACGGCGUCAUCAUGGCCAUCGUCUUUUCCGCCCAGCUUGAGAAUGUCCAGGGUGCAACUCUGCACGACGGCAACAGUUACUACACUGGAUUCGCCCUUUUCUGGGCUGGUAUCACCGUCGGAAUGUGCAACCUGAUCUGCGGUGUCGCUGUCGGCAUCAACGGCAGUGGCGCCGCGUUGGCCGAUGCCGCCGACCCCACGCUUUUUGUCAAGAUCCUCGUCGUCGAGAUUUUUAGCUCCGUCCUCGGUCUUUUCGGUCUGAUCGUUGGUCUCCUUGUCUCCGGCAAGGCCAACGCCUUCGGCAAGGUAUAA